Hordeum vulgare subsp. vulgare (domesticated barley) is the source of this 1167-nucleotide messenger RNA. Its product is annotated as carboxymethylenebutenolidase homolog. The coding region runs from base 78 to 1046 and encodes 322 amino acids. NCBI's taxonomy places the organism in Eukaryota, Viridiplantae, Streptophyta, Magnoliopsida, Poales, Poaceae. Gene Ontology annotation, molecular function: hydrolase activity. The record is from RefSeq and is a predicted model, not a curated record. The transcript is spliced from 3 exons.
CGGCUGUGCUAGGUCCGAACCUGUGGUGGCCAGGCUAUCUCCCGCGCUCAUCUCCAGUCUCUUCUGGACUAAGCUCCAUGGCGGCCACGGCGGCCGCUGCCGCAGUGCGCCCGUCGCUCCCCCGCACGUCGCCGCGCCGCGAGCGCAGCACCUCCUGCUGCUCGUUUGCGCCGGCGACGAGCGCCCCACGGUCCACAUGCCUGCCGUCCUCUGUAAUCCCCGUGCAAAGAUGGCGCUGCACCGUCACCCAUACCGGGACCUGGAGUCGCCGGCUUCACGGGCCGCGCUGGCGCUGCACCCAGGCCCAAGUGGCGAGCGGCACCGUCGACGACGACGAGGCGUGCGAGCUGGUGAGGGGCACGGACCUCGUCAUCGGGCAGGGCGACGACGAGAGCGUGCGCGCCUACCUCCUCGAGGCCGUCAAGAACAACAACGGCACCUGCGUCCUCUUCCUCCCCGACGUCUUCGGCUUCGAGGACUCCGCCACCAGGGACUUCGCCUACCGCAUCGCCUGCCACGGCUACAACGUUCUGGUGCCGGACUUGUUCCGCGGGAACCCGUGGAAGAAGAGCCUGCCGAUGGACGGGUUCCAGGCGUGGCUCGCCGAGCAGGCCCCGGAGAGGGUGUCCGGCGACAUCGAGACGUGCAGGAAAUGGCUGGUUGACGACUUCUUGGCGGCGGCGCCGUCCAAGAAGCUGGGCGUGGUCGGGUUCUGCUACGGGGGCGGCCGCCUCGUGGAGACGCUGGCGCGCGACGCCGACUCCUGCUUCAGCGCCGGCGUCUGCUUCUACGGAUCACGGAUGGACGCGUCGCUCGGGGCGCAGAUCGCGGCGCCCGUGCUGUUCGUGUGCGGCGACGGCGACCCGCUGUGCCCCGUGGAGACGGUGCGGGAGCUGGAGAGGCGCGCGAGGGGCGCCAAGGCCGCCGUGUACGCCGGCAGGGGCCACGGCUUCGCGCACCGCCCGGAGUCGCUCGAGGACGACGGCGACGCCGAGGACGCGUUCGCUAAGAUGAAGAGCUGGUUGCACGACCACCUGCUUGCUUGAUCUGUUGUGCAAUCGUGUGUUAUUUGUACAUUCUCUUUGUUGUGUUCGUUGUUCUGUUUGAUUACUACCGUUGUACGAGUUGCAAGUUUUCAUCAACUGGUAAAGAGAAGAGGUUCUUCAA